AUGGCAUCUGUAGCACCUCCCAGACGAUUCAAGGUGGAGCCUAUCGAGACUACUACCUCAAGCUCCAAGGAGCGAAAGAAAGAGUCGGAUGAAUGGACCUCCAAACCUCCAAGGAGGUUCGCUCCUGAGCCAGUUGAGACGACAACCAAAAGCAACCGCAAAACAAAUCGCAAGUUCGCUCCUCAGCCAAUCGAGACCACACAAUCGACGAAUCGUAAAUUCGCACCCGAGCCUAUUGAGACAACACAGAAGAAAGUCCGCCGUUUCGCACCGGAGCCUGUAGAGACAACCACAUCAUCAAGUAAAAACAGUCGCCGGAAGUUCGCUGAGGAGUGGGACGAGAAGACUUCCCCUCGUAGGUUUAAGCCUGAGCCACUAGAGACAACAACAAGAGGCAACAAAAAGCAACCACCCAGCCCAAGGAAGUUUACGCCACAAUUGGUAGAGAGCGCGCAGAGAUCACGCAGAGCAGGCGAUGCCACCCCGGCGCUUCUUCCUUCUGAUAAGACAGAGGCAACACCCGAGUGCAGCGCUAUCAGUGUCAGGAAGGCCCGGAUUUUGGGCAUCUCACCGAUACCACCAAACAACACACCGACUAUAGAUCUUACGCAAAAUCCGCUGUUCUUAGAGAUUCAACGCUCGGAACUGCCUCCAUCGAGACGGAGAUCGUGGUUUUCGUGCUCGCAACACUCGUUCCGUGUUCCAGAUUUGGAGCCCAUCGAAUCCUCUGAAUCAGGAGAGUCGAGCCCUCCGUCACCUUCUACAUCACCUUCAAUAGUCUCCGACCACUCUUUCAUGUACAAGGAAGCUACACGAAGAAGAGAAAGCGUUGACGGCAGUUCUUCUGGGUACGUGCUUGCCCUUGCCGCUAAAGCUGCCGAGAGACAACUGCGCGAACAAGCUAUGGCCGCCUUUCCUAACGACGACUUCCAUGAGCCUGUCGAUCAUUUCAUAGAUCACGAGACAGACGACGGUGAGACGCAAGACAGACGAGGUUCGUCUUACAGCGAAGUCAACUGGGACUUGAAGGCCAUGCGAGAAUACCAGGAUAUGCAGGACUAUGAGAAGCGAAAGCUACAGAGGCAAGCUGUUCAGUCGAAGAAAGAUGCAGAGACCCCGAAACCUGCAUUUAACCCCUUCGGUAACCCAGCUGGAUUCCUUGAUGCAUCGACUGCUAAGAAGAUAGCUCAAGACCGCGAAGUUGAGCCUAUGCGAAAGGGCGCGCGUCCUCCCAUGCUCGGGAAGAACAUAAAGUUCCCGAGGUGCGCCUCUCCCGAGCCAGCACGUUUCGAUCCCACUCAAGGAUGCGAUGCAGUACGCACAGCGAUGUGCUACUUGUCCGAGCAAAGCAAGGCUGCUGAAGACGGAAAGGAGAGUUUGUGGUGUGGCAAAGGCAACGGCAAGCAAACGAGCACGACACCAUCCCUUUGGUCUACUGCCAAUAGCCGAGCGUCCAGUACUCAUGGGUUGUGGGGUGGAAUGUGUGUCAAUGGUGGUGACAAGUCUCCACGGGGACCUACCGGCAUCCUGACACCCAGACACGAGAAGGCAAACCCCACGUCACCAAAUCCAUCUCCAGUUAUGAGCAUGAGUUUGUUGCCACCUACAUCACCAACCUCGUCGACCGACUUUGGCAACGUCGAUGAGAAACUCGCAAUCGAACAGACCAUCGAGGAAGAGUUCGGCGACAAUUUCGUCACUCAGGUCUACAACUACCUGUCGUUAGGUUAUCCGUCUAUGGCGCAGCCUUUUGACCCGGAACUGUCCAAGAUCUCUGGCAUCCCCGUCUCUGAGCUAAGGCAAGAAGACCACCUCGCGAAGUCUCGAGGCUACAUUCGCCUAGGCAAGGACGGCAACCUCAAAGACGCCGAAAUUACAGAAGAGACAUGCACGCGCUGGCGGGCUCUCCGCACCUACAUCCAGGAAUGGGCUAGGCAGCACCCCAAGAUGAGCGAGCAGCCCUCUAUCGAAAGCCAUGGUGUCGCUGUGAGGAAGGGAAGUUGGGGGCUUUAG
Molecule: messenger RNA, 2013 nt
Organism: Macroventuria anomochaeta
Lineage: Eukaryota; Fungi; Ascomycota; Dothideomycetes; Pleosporales; Didymellaceae
Exons: 2
Coding region: 1-2013 (670 amino acids)
Source: RefSeq, a predicted model, not a curated record